UUAUAUCUUUGAUCCGCGGGAGAACAUUGUCAUCCACUGUGAGGCCAAGGGGAAGCCUCAUCCCAGCUUUUCGUGGACAAGAAACGGGACUCACUUUGAUGUCGAGAAGGACUCCAAAGUCCUGAUGAAGCCCGGUUCAGGAACUCUCGACAUUGACAUCAGCGGAGAAAAGGCUGAGGCCUACGAGGGAACGUACCAGUGUACGGCACACAAUGAGCACGGCACCGCUGUAUCCAACGCCAUUGUCAUCAGACAGUCCAGGUCCCCCUUGUGGUCGAAGGAGAGAAACGAGGCGAUCGCGGUGCAGAUGGGGGUCUCCCUGGUGCUGCAGUGCCGACCCCCUGCAGGGCUUCCCCCUCCUAUCAUCUUCUGGAUGGAUAACAAUUUCCAGAGGCUCCCGCUGGAUAAACGAGUGUCCCAGGCUCUGAAUGGAGACUUGUACUUCUCCAAUGUUCUCCCAGAAGACACCAGGAGCGACUACAUCUGCUAUGCUCGCUUCCCUCACACACAAACCAUCCAGCAGAAACAGCCCAUCUCAGUCACCGUGCUGAACAUGGAAACAAUGAAUGAGACAGUGGCUGCUUUAUACAAUGUCACUGAUUUCUAUAGUGAUAGCCCAGAGGGGGAGCGUCGCCCCGGUUUCAUGAUGCCUCUGGGCGCCACCAGCACCAAGAUGGUUCUGAGAGGGGAGACUCUGGAGCUGGAGUGCGUUGCCGACGGCCUACCCACUCCAGAGAUCUCCUGGGAGAAGGUUGGAGGAGAGCUGCCGAGCAGCAGGUUGUCCUUCUAUAACUUCCGGAAAACGCUCAAGGUUUCGGAUGUGAAUGAAGGCGACGGUGGGGACUACCGCUGUACAGCCACAAACAACCUGGGCACCGCAUCCCACAUCAUCAAGGUCACUGUCAAAGCGGCUCCUUUCUGGGUCAGCGCUCCCAGGAACCUGAUCCUCGCCCCGAACGAGACCGGCAUCCUGACCUGUCGAGUUAAUGGAGAACCCAAACCUGCGAUUAGCUGGUUUGUCAAUGGGGUCUCCUUAGAGAACGCACCUGAGGACCACAGUCGGAAAGUGGACCAUGACACUGUGAUUCUUAGCAACGUGCAAACGGGGUCCAGUGCCGUCUACCAGUGUAACGCCUCCAAUGAGUUUGGUUACCUGAUGGCAAAUGCAUUUGUCAACGUUCUUGCUGAGGCACCGAGGGUUCUCACUCCACCUAACCGAGUGUACCAGGUCAUCACCAACAACCGUGCAUUGCUUCACUGCGCCUCAUUCGGCUCACCAAUACCGACUAUCACAUGGUUCAAAGACAGUCAGACCAGCGUUAAGAAUGAUGACCCUUACGUGAUCCAUGAGAACGGCACAUUGGAUAUUCAUGUGGCACAGCCAAAAAACAGUGGAAAGUACACAUGUAUUGCCACCAACAACUUGGGGAUCAAGGAGAACCACGUCUACCUGGAAGUUAAAGAGCCCACCCGCAUCCUGAGGCAGCCAGAGUACAAGGUGGUGCAGAGAGGAAUGAGCGCUGUGUUCGAGUGUAAAGUCAAACACGACCCGUCCCUCAUUCCCACCAUGACCUGGCUCAAAGACGGUGGAGAGCUGCCUGAUGGGAGGUUUGAGGUGAACGUUGACAGUCUGACCAUCAAAGAUGUGACAGAUGAAGAUGAGGGCACCUACACCUGCAUCAUGAACACCACCCUGGACCAGGACUCAGCCAGUGCGAUGCUGACUAUCGUAGAGGCUACUCCUCCUCCAGCUAUUGUCUACGAUAAACCUGACCCUGCAACGGAUUUGGAACUGACGGACCAGACAGAAAGGAGCGUGCAGCUCACCUGGAUCCCUGGAGACGAACACAACAGUCCCACACAGAAGUUUCUGAUCCAAUUCGAGGAUCUGCUCCACCAGCCCGGGGUGUGGAUCAACCUGACGGAGGUUGCCGGUACGAGCACCACGGCACAGUUAAACCUCUCUCCAUACGUCUACUACUCCUUCAGAGUCCUGGCUAUGAAUCACAUUGGCUACAGCCGGCCCAGCCAGCCCUCAAGCCAAUACAGGACCAACCCAGCAGCUCCCAAUGAAAAUCCAUCAGAUGUUCAGUGUGCAGGAACAAAACCGGGCAACUUGGUCAUCUCGUGGACACCGUUGACAGGAUUUCAGGCUAACGGGCCGAGUCUGGAGUACAACGUGCAGUGGAGACAGAAGGACAUGGAUGAGGGUUGGUCCUCAAAGACUGUGUCCAACGUUUCACAGUUCGUUGUGUCUGGAACUCCGAUCUAUGUGCCCUACGAGGCCAAGGUUUACGCUUUGAAUGACUACGGCAGCGGGCCUGACCCUGAAGUAGUGAAUGGAUACUCUGGAGAAGACUUGCCUCUGUCGGCUCCUGAGAGUGUGCAGAUCAUGGUUCACAACAGCACACUUGCAGAAGUGCACUGGGAGCCGGUUUCUUUGCUCUCCGUUCAAGGAAAACUACAAGGAUACAAGGUAUACUACCAACGUGAGCGCGGCGUGCAAGACACAGAGGACACAGAGCAGCAGGAGCAGGAUUUGACGUUCAGUUGGAAUCGUAGCGAGGGACGUCUGCCAGGCCUGCAGCCUUACAGCCUCUACAACAUCACCAUCAGAGUCCUGAAUAACAAAGGAGAAGGACCUCCAAGCCCCAGCAAGACAUUCAAGACCCCUGAGGGAGUCCCAGGGCGUCCAUCUUUUCUGAAUGCCAUUAAGCCUGAUUUAGACUCUCUCACUCUGGAAUGGGGCCCUCCACUGAACAACAAUGGACGGCUUACUGGGUACACACUGAAAUACCAACUAGUCAACAACACCAAUGAACUGGGGCCAGUAAAGGUCAUGACCUUCCUAGCCAACGAGACCACCAUUACCCUGGGCAACCUGAACUCCAGCAUGCUCUACAAGUUUUACUUAAGUGCACAUACAAUCAAGGGCUCUGGGCCCAUCAUCACAGAGGAGGCCUUCACAGUCAUGGACACAACUCGUACUCAGCCCACUUUAGAGACGGGCAAAGGCCCUACAGAGCCCCCUCACCCAACUUCCCCCAUCACUCAGUCUCCGCAUCCCCCGUUACACAAGGUGCCGCCUGUAGGCCCUGCGUUUGGCAAAGUUAACACGUCCAUGUUGGAGGACGGUGCAGUGAUCAGUUGGGAUUACUUUGGACACCAUAAGAAUGUAUAUGUGGAGUAUAUUAUAGAAAACAGUAAAGCGGAGUGGGAAAAGGAGUUGGUAAACGGUUCACACUGGCAUAUGAUAAAAGGUUUAAAGCCGGGGACGUCCUAUAAGGUGCGUGUGGUCGCUAGAGACCCGGCUGACCCGACGGUCCACAGCACGGACGAGGUGUUGGUUGCGGUGCCAGCUGUACCCAGCCGGCAGGUAGACAUUGCCACCCAAGGCUGGUUUAUUGGCCUGAUGUGUGCCAUCGCUCUCCUCAUCUUGGUCCUCCUCAUAGUGUGCUUUAUCAAGAGGAACAAGGGUGGCAAAUAUCCAGUGAAAGAGAAAGAAGAUGCUCACCAAGACCCAGAGAUCCAGCCUAUGAAGGAGGAUGAUGGGACAUUUGGAGAGUACAGUGACACGGAGGACCACAAGCCGCUGAAGGGCAGCCGGACGCCGUCCAACGGGACGGUGCGCCGCGACGAGAGCGACGACAGCCUGGUGGACUACGGGGAGGGCGGGGACGGACAGUUCAACGAGGACGGCUCCUUCAUCGGCCAGUACAGCGGCAAGAAAGAGAAAGACACGCACGAAGGCAACGAGAGUUCGGAGGCCCCGUCGCCCGUCAACGCCAUGAACUCGUUCGUCUAACGACGGGCAGCAACCCCCCCCCCCCCAUCCCCCACCCGCGCAGCCCGGCUGCGACGGAUGCUGCAGCCGCUCCUCGUCACCCUUUGGCAAGUGUGACCAUCUCUGUGGUGGCAGUUGCUACGGUGACGGUCGUCGUGGGCGUCCUACUUCGAGCGAGGUGGCCGUCCCCCCGGUGGCUCCUCCCCAUUGGCCACCUGUCACCGAGACUGCUUGACACGGCCUCAUCUCCACACCCGCCAGCCCCCGUCACACCGCAACCUCUUCGUAUCGACACACACUCAACACGACCAAGACACCCACAUCACCCAUAAGCAUUGAAAGAAGGUGUGAAGCGAGGGAUGCGAGAACUCCGAGAAGAGGGAAGGAGAGAGGAAGCAAUAUAAAGAAAAGCAGAAGGAAUGUACAAGAGAUUUUUACCACUCAGACUGAGCAGAAGUGUGUGUGCCUGUGUGUGUGUGUGUUAGUGCCAUUUGAUCUCCUUUGCGAUCAUACUAAACAUGAUGAAUCCAAAUAUAUAUUUUCUCAAAGUACAGUACGUGACCCGCAGGCAGGCAAAUAUGCAUCGACUCACGUUCACAAACAUCUGCAUGGAGUAAAUCAUGAUUCUAGUCAGCAUUUUACCACCUUUCGUGUUGGAGAGGUUAGCUGUGUGUUCAGACUGUAUAUGGUGCACGCCGACUAGCGACUGGGUAUUCCUUUUUAUUGUUUCAGUCAGUGUUAAAUGGCGUAUGAUAUAUAGUGGAAAAAGUGGUCUUUGGCAGGGUGUUUAUGGAUACUGCCGUGAAAUGCGUGACUCAAAACAGAGGCUAGCAUGUCUUCUUGAGACGGAUGAAGUGUUUGUAUAUAUCGAAUAGAAUAAGAAGCUAUAUUAAAAAAGCGGGGGUUAUCCAUUUGUAGUCGUUGGAAACCUGGCUAGAAACACUUUGAACUCAGCGUUCGCUCACCAGCCAGCCAGAACUCCCACACUUAUUCCAAUCAGCCGGUUUUCAGCCACAUAUUUUCUCAAGCUUUCAUUUAAUCGCGAGCAUUUAUUUGUUGGGGCUUUUACCCUCCCGACCCGUUCCUUUUUCACCGAGCCUAUGCUUCCUCUUCCUGAGCACCCACUGAACACAAGCGGAGCUGUGAUUGUUCCAGUGUCAUUAUCAAGCGCUUCCACCCCCCUUUCCCGAAUCGCGGCCCCCGUGCAGGCUUUUCUUUUUAGGCGAUCGUGGCGUUGCCCGAGCGGCCCGACAUUGCGUCCAAUGCCUCUCAUGUAACGGCAGAACGAGAGAGAGGGUUUCGUACAACAGGUGCACCUGAACAGGGUUAAGUGGCACACACUUUAGUUUCUGGAUGUUUCGAUUUUUUGGUGAGAACCUCUCAGCACAGUAUCUAGUGCCUUCGUAGAGAACAGGGACUUGGAUCCAAAGAUUUAGAUCCCUCUUCACACACAGGACAGACCUGGGAUCAGUUCUUAACAGUCCGUGAUUCUUUUGCAUUCAGCCUACCACCCCAUAUGACUCAAAAGACAACUGGGAUUUUAUAAUAUCACGUUACAGCUUUAUCUUGUGUGAGCUCAGUUUGUGAAGCAUCCACGUCGGCGUACUAACCUCCAAUAGCCUCUUUGAGUCUCACUUUGGAGUCCAGGGUUCCUACACAGGCGUAAAAACUAUUUAAAAAGUGGAUUUUUCAAAAAUGACCUUUUUCACGCUUGUAGACCGGCAUUAGUUGUGAGGACUUAUUUUGAGCUACGGAUUGUUAGUGCCUCGUUGACAAUCACACACCCAGUUAUCAUCAGCCCGUAUGGUAUUCAAACACACCGACAGAGCAUACAGGACGAUCCAGCUCGGAGUUAAAGCAAAUGUGAGGAAUAUUACAACGUGUAGGAAACAUGAGAUCAGAGCAUGGACACCGUCUUCAUGCAUUCACGUCAAGCGUUCUCCCCCUGACACUCAUCUUCAGGUGGAGCCCCUGCUCCAGCAGCACUAAACUACUGCCAGCCUACUCACCAGGUAACUGCCAACGGGAGCCAGACUCACCAUCUGGUCCAGACCACUGUUCGAACGAGACUCACUGUCACUGGUAGCACUUAGAAAUGAAGGGGUUCGGAAAAUGUGCGUAAUGAUACUGAAUGUGGAAACAAGUGUAUCUGUUUAUGUGAAUGAAAAUAUUGCUUGUUUCACUGCAAAUGGUAUACACACUGGUGACUUUGGUUUAUGCAUUUAACCUUAUAUCUGUGUAUGUUGUCUCGUUCUGAGCACAGCACUCAGUGAGUUUUUUAUUCCGGUAAAUGAAUGAAGCUUGUGUGCGAAUGUCUGGGUGCACAAGUGUGCGUACUGUGUGUGUGUGUGUGUGUGUGUGCAGCACAUGCAUGCUACUGUGUUACAGCGUGUGUGAUGUAUAAUAUCACUUUUCCAUGGAUAACAGUCUUUAAUUCUGAUGUGUGUGUCUUCCUUCAAUGGGAGAUACAAGAGCUUUUUUUUUUUUCCAGAGAACAUUUCCACGUCUUAGGUUUAAUCAUAACUUGCAUCAAGUUUUUACGUUGCGAUGUGUCCGCUUUCCACGUGUAGAUAUUUGUGUUGUCUUUUGUAAAUAAUGGCUUGACUUGAGAGCAGAGUUCUUUGAGGUCAAAGGUGAGAGCUUAACCUCAAUUGGCCCCACUGCAUUGUGGGUAGGAGGGCGUUGGUUGGGAUGACACUAUUUACAGUUUUCACUCUUUCAUUUGCUGUGAACAUAUUUUACGUUCCUUCAAUUUUCUUGAACUUGUCCGGUGAAUUUGCUAGCUCAAAUGUUUAGCCUAUCAGGUUUCAAAGGAGAUUAUUUAACUUGUGACUGAGCUCUUGUGACACCUGUAUAGUUUCUUUGACACUUCAUGCACCUUUUCUGUAUUUUUUAUAAAAAGGCACACACUUAAACAGAAUGUCAUUUCAAACGCAUCUCAACUAGUGUACGACUAAAUGUGGAAGUGGAGCUGGAAGACAUCCGAUCAACCCGACGCAUCCUUUUUAAGAGUGGACACAUUUAAAAAAAACUCACGAAAGUGUAAUUUGGAUCAUACAGAAGGAGGGCCGGCAUGGACGGAUAAGCGAGCGGCAUAUUAGAGUGUGAAUACCCCUGAAACAAUGUUAGUGACUGGUGAACAUACACUAGGAUAUAUAGAAUAUGAUAUGAUACAAUAUGACAUUCUGGUUAAUGUUGAAGCUAAAUUGAGAAGCAUGAAAGGCUGUCGAAUUGGUUUACUCUACAAUAUAAUAUUGCAAACAUAUUUUGUAUUUCAAAUGAAGUUUAAAAAAUGAAAUAAAUGUUGGUUUCAGGAUUUC
Molecule: messenger RNA, 7104 nt
Organism: Pseudoliparis swirei
Lineage: Eukaryota; Metazoa; Chordata; Actinopteri; Perciformes; Liparidae
Gene: nrcama
Product: neuronal cell adhesion molecule a
Exons: 29
Coding region: 125-3805 (1226 amino acids)
Biological process (GO): brain development; cell-cell adhesion
Molecular function (GO): cell-cell adhesion mediator activity
Source: RefSeq, a predicted model, not a curated record